AUGGCUGCCAAUGCCGAGCAGACGGACGUGCUCAUCUGCGGCAGCGGCUCAGCCGGCCUGUGCGCGGCCAUGUGGCUGUCUCGCUUUGGCAUCAACUAUAAGAUCCUCGAGCAGCGCGACGGGCCAUUGAAGGUGGGCCAGGCCGACGGCGUGCAGACGCGCACCGUCGAGAUCUUUGAUAGCUUCGGCAUUGCCGAGGCCCUGCUGAAGGAGUCGUACCACGUGCUCGAGAUUGCCUUUUGGGCCGCCGUGACAGCGGACGGCGCGGGCGCAGACGUCAAGGAGGGCAUCCGGAGGUGGCGCUAUGCGCCCGACAAGGAGACCGAAGUCAGCCACCAGCCACAUGUCAUCCUCAACCAGGCCCGCCUGAACGCCCUCAUGAUCGGCGACCUGGAGGAGGGCGGCGUGCCGGCCCCCAUCGAGUACGACUGCGAGGUCAAAAACGUCGAGGUGGACGAGGCGGCAGCAGCGGCAGACCCCGCCGCGUACUGCGUCACGGUCGACACGGUCGAGGGCGGCGUCGAGAAGAGCUACCGGGCCAAGUACGUGCUGGGGUGCGAUGGGGCCCACAGCAUCGUGCGCAGGUCGCUCGGGUUCAGGAUGCUGGGCGACAGCACCGAGGCCGUGUGGGGCGUCAUGGACGUCUACCCGCUGACCGACUUCCCCGACAUCCGCAAGAAGGCGGUGCUCAACUCGAGGGCCGGCAACCUGCUGGUCAUCCCGCGCGAGGGCGACGCCAUGGUGCGCUUCUACAUCGAGCUGCCGGCGGGCACGCGCGUGGCCGACGUGACGCUGGCCGACCUGCAGGCGCGUGCGCGCCUCAUCUUCGCACCCUACGCCAUGGACGUGGCCGAGACGGCGUGGUGGUCCGCCUACGCUAUCGGCCAGCGCCGCGCCGACUUCUUCCACCAGGCCCAUCGCGUCUUCCUCACCGGCGACGCCUGCCACACGCACUCGCCCAAGGCAGGCCAGGGCAUGAACGUCAGCCUGCAGGACGGCCACAACAUUGGCUGGAAGCUGGGCAUGAUCCUGCGCGGCCUGGCCGCUUCGGCGCCGCUGCUCGAGUCGUACAUGAUCGAACGCGAGCGCACCGCCACCGAGCUGAUCGAGUUCGACCGCGGCUUCACGCGCCUGUUCAACACAAAGUACCGCCACGACAACGGCAUCAGCACCAAGUUCUUCGCCCAGCAGUUCGUCAAGGCCGGCCGCUACACGGCCGGCCAGGCCAUCCAUUACGACGACUCGGCCAUCACGGACGCAGCGGGCGGCGGGCAGGACCUCGCGCCCAGGGCGCCCGUCGGCAUGAGGUUCCCGACCGCGCAGGUCGUGCGCUUCUGCGACGCCAAGGCCAUGCAGCUCGUCAACGCGCUGCCAGCCACUGGCGCAUGGUACCUCGUCGUUUUUGCCGGGAAUGUGUCUCAGGCGGAGAGUGCAGGACGCCUAGAACAGGUAUCCGGAGCUCUCGAGCAGGUGGUGCAUCGCUUCACGCCGCCGGGUGCGGACCCGGAUACGGUCAUCGACCGCGUCCUUGUUCUCGCGGGGGACAGAAAGAAGGUCGAGCAGGGAGAGAUUCCUGCCUUCUUCACGCCUGCCACGGGCAAGUGGAAGAUGAAGAACUUGACCAAAGUCUUUGCCGACGACGAGAGCUACAACUCCGGCCACGGACACGCCUACGAGGCAUACGGCAUCGCCUCCCAAAGGGGCGCUAUUGUCGUGGUGCGGCCAGAUCACUAUGUGGCCAAGAUUGUGCGCCUUGAAGACGCCUCGUCGCUGGGCGAGUUCUUUGGGGCCUUUCUCACCGCCCAAUCAUGA
Lasiosphaeria miniovina is the source of this 1812-nucleotide messenger RNA. RefSeq names its product FAD binding domain-containing protein. The coding region runs from base 1 to 1812 and encodes 603 amino acids. The transcript is spliced from 4 exons. NCBI's taxonomy places the organism in Eukaryota, Fungi, Ascomycota, Sordariomycetes, Sordariales, Lasiosphaeriaceae. Gene Ontology annotation, molecular function: oxidoreductase activity; FAD binding. The record is from RefSeq and is a predicted model, not a curated record.